AUGUUCAUUGUUAGCAGCGAGAUCAAUGGCCCAAUUAUCAGCGUCGCCGGCCGAAUGCCGGAGGCGGCGGGAAAAACGCGCGUCACAACCGCGCGUCACAACCGCACGCCAACACGUCCCGCGCUGCCCAUAACGGGAGAGACUCAUCCGCGGCUAGCUGGAACCAAUCAAGCCAUCGGAUCCGCUCCGAAAUUGGAAUCGCAGUCCACG
Iphiclides podalirius (scarce swallowtail) is the source of this 210-nucleotide messenger RNA. The record is from the annotation of a GenBank genome assembly. NCBI's taxonomy places the organism in Eukaryota, Metazoa, Arthropoda, Insecta, Lepidoptera, Papilionidae.